Molecule: messenger RNA, 762 nt
Organism: Cydia pomonella (codling moth)
Lineage: Eukaryota; Metazoa; Arthropoda; Insecta; Lepidoptera; Tortricidae
Exons: 2
Coding region: 112-438 (108 amino acids)
Source: RefSeq, a predicted model, not a curated record
UGCGGGCUAUAUUGAGAUUGGUAAUAUUAUGCUCGGCAUAAAGUUGUUUAGUGCUUUACCGAGAUAUUCUUUGUGGUUAAAUGAAAAUUUAUAUUAUCAUUUUUGACAUUGAUGGACCGGAUGGAAGCUGGACAGAUUGAAGAACUAGUGGCUGAACCUAACAUUAUGGGAGAAAGUAAAGCCCACAGACUCCGUUGGUUGGGCUACCUUGAGGGAAUGGACGAAGAUCGGAACGUAAAAAGAGCGUACCUGGGUCGCCUUGCAGAAGGACGUCCUAUCGGACGCCCUAGGUAUCGCUGGAGCGACAUGGUGGAGGCGGAUCUGCGCGAGCUUCGAGUCGACAAUUGGCGAGAGGUCGCACAGGACCGAGAAAAGUGGCGGUGUCUUGUGUCGGACGCCAAGUCUCAUUUUGGGUCGCUGAGCCAACGAAGUAAGUAAAUAAGUAUUUUUUAUUUGUAUAGUACUUAUAUUAUUUUGUUUCGUGUGCAUCCUGUGCUAGAUUUUUCAAACCUAUUCAUUAAAAUAUAUUUAUUACCGCUAACUUAAGGUACGACCGCCUAUUACGAGUACCUACUUAGUUGGUACCUCUAUCUAUGCUAUUAAUAACAACUAUCAGGGUACAAUAUUUAUUUAUUGCGUGAUUUUUAAAACUUGGAAUUAGAAUAAAAACAGCGAAGCUGAAAUACGAAAUCAAUUGGCUGCGGCCCGCGACUUCGUCUGCGUGGGAUAAUAAUAAUGAUGAUGAUAAUUGAUAAGAAAUAU